Portunus trituberculatus (swimming crab) is the source of this 2328-nucleotide messenger RNA. Its product is annotated as cardioacceleratory peptide receptor-like. The record is from RefSeq and is a predicted model, not a curated record. The transcript is spliced from 7 exons. Gene Ontology annotation, molecular function: peptide binding; G protein-coupled receptor activity. Gene Ontology annotation, cellular component: membrane. Lineage: Eukaryota; Metazoa; Arthropoda; Malacostraca; Decapoda; Portunidae. Gene Ontology annotation, biological process: G protein-coupled receptor signaling pathway. The coding region runs from base 1 to 1161 and encodes 386 amino acids.
AUGGGUUGGUCUGAGAGUUCAAACAUGUCUUCCAGCAGCUCCCAAACCCUAGCGAGUAUUGGGGAAGGAGGGGAGUGGCCGCCCAACCCGAGCCAUGUUAACCACACAGCUUCUGCAAAUAACACGGUGCUGUCUCGCUCAGACGUUCUUGGCCCAGAGUACCAUGAACAGCUGCGAAUGGGAAUCCUCGGUGUCAUGUUCCUGGUGGCACUGCUGGGAAACUCCAAGGUGAUGUGGACACUAAGACAAAAGUGGGAGAACCGAGGACGUAUGACCAUCCUCAGCUUCAACCUCACCCUAGCGGACACACUGGUCACUCUUAUAACCAUUCUAGGUCAGCUGCUGUGGGAAGUUCUGGACAAGCAUUGGUAUCUUUCAAACGGUGCCUGCAAAGUGUACAAGGUGGCGUCGACCUUCGCCAUCACUUCGAGCAACUACAUGCUUGUGGCCAUCGCUAUCGACCGGCACGAGGCGGUGGUGCGGCCUCUCAACCCUUUCAUCAGCGCUAAGAACCUGGUGCUGGCGGCCUGGGCAGUCAGUCUUCUUCCCUCGCUACCCAACCUCUUCAUUUUCUUAAGACACACUACACCUGAGGGCAAGGCGUACUGUGUGUCUAAGUUUUACACACAAGAGCUGGACACUAACUUCAGACAGGUGUACUUGAUGGUGGUGUUGGUGCUGGUAUUCAUCAUCUGCCAAGUACUGUUGCUGGUGCUCUACGUGAGGAUUUACUUCACCAUCUGGCGCAAGUCCUCGUACUUCAGGGGCGGUCAAAGAGGCAACAACAAUGACAGUCAGAGAUCCAACAGCCUCCUCCCAAAGGCCAAGACGAAAACACUGAACAUGACCAUUGUUAUUGUGGCCACGUUCUUUGUCACCAACACCCCUUAUGUCGUCCAGGAGCUGCUGAUCGCGUUCGGAAAUAUGGACAACAUAAAUCCUAACGUGGUGGCACUUUUUGGCAUCAUAUCAGCUUCGAAUUCCAGCCUCAACCCAUUCAUCUACCUGCUAUUCUGCCCUAAAGCAGAAAGAAGGUCACCAGAGAGCUACAGGGUCACCUUUUCCCGUCGCUGGCCUACCCUGAACAACCACCCGCUCUCCACUCCGGCCUCCGCUCAGACCUUUCUCACGUCCGGUAACUCCUGUAAGAGCAGCAACUGAUAUGAAGCGAAGAGGAGGAAGGAACACUCUCGCAGACCCGCUGAUUGACUCGCUAGAGAGAAAGUUAUUGGGAAGACAAGGCUGAACUGGUUGGUCCUUAAGGAAUGUGCCGCCAUCCCAAAAAAGACGGAGCGAGUGACACACACACACACAUUUUUAUUUGUGACAAAGAUUACGUACGUUUGUUCUCUAUGUGCGUAUCAAUAUCAGUGGUCCAAGUGGCUCCCGAUGUGCACAGUGACUUGCGGUGCUACAAUACGUGAUAUGUCCAAACAAUGACUUGCCUUUAGAACCUGACUGGUGGGGCACCGAUUCUCAAUAUGUAUAGAUUUACUACUUUUUGUUCCCACAUACUGGUGCACCACAGCAUUGUUCCCUAUGUGCGGUGGUGGUGGCUGUUUUGUGCCGGCAGGAUGUUCUGGCUCUAUAAUAUGGAGGUCACUGUCAGCCAUGCAAGAUGUGAAGAAUUACUGCCAGAUUAUCGUCGCUGAAAACCAAAGUUGCUUCACAGAUGUCAUCUUUUUCUUUUAUCAUCAUCAUUAUCAUCAUCAGCAUCAUCAUCGUCAUCAUCAUCAUCAUCAUCAUGUAUUUCUUUAUUCUUGUUUUUCUAUCCUUAUUUUUUCUCCCAUAAGUAGAAAUCCUCUCCUAAUACAGACACUCACACACCUAAUGGAUUUCUUAGUGAUUUCAGUAUAAUUAUUGCUUUUACGUCCUCUGUUUUUCAGAGUUGUGUGAUACUCAUUGAUACCGCACCUCGAUUGUCUUCAGUACUACGUUUGAUUUCGUUUACGGCUUUUUUUUUUUUCUUUUUUUUUAUUAGAGAAGUUUAAAUAUACAGUUUGGUUCGAUUCGGCUCGAUUAAACGCCAAUUUUUUUUUUUUUUCCCAAUAGCUCAUACUAUGCAUGAGGUUUUUAUUUUUUACUUUCCAUUCAGUAUAAACUAAUCACCAAACAGUGUGCUUUGUGUUGCAGGAAGGUCUGUGGUACCUGCUGAGCCCUGCACACCCACAGGCUUUUCUGGUGUAACUCAAGGCAUUUUUUUUUUUUUUCAUUCAGUUCACGUCUGUGUCUGUACGAGUGUUAGGUACUACUACUACUACUACUACUACUACUACUACUACUACUACUACUACUACUACUACUACUACUACUACUACUACUACUACU